This is a messenger RNA of Amoebophrya sp. A25, 2351 nucleotides long. Lineage: Eukaryota; Dinophyceae; Syndiniales; Amoebophryaceae. The record is from the annotation of a GenBank genome assembly.
CUGCAGUAGAACUAAAACAUCAAGAACUGAGCUGAUGUCAUUGGUUCUUAAAUGGAUUACUGCGCAUGACUAGCUGUAGCUACAACAUGCCACUUACAACAUUUUAAAACCUUGUUGUCCUUUAUUUCCAAAUUGGCAAACAUAAAGAUGACCUCAACUACCCCCAAAGCAGCUUUUCCAUAUGGUUUUCCGUACCCGCCGUAUCCGUUGCAGAUCAGUUUGAUGGAUGCAAUAUGCGAUGCGGCUUCAGGUUCGAGACCGUCAGACCAAUGUAAUACUGAAGGAGCGGCCACCUUAGGCCUGUUUGAGAGUCCAACGGGAACCGGCAAGACUAUGUCUGCAGUUUGUGCGCUCAUCAAGAUUCUGCAAGACGACAAACGUAAAUGCGUGUUGUCAAGAAGGAUAGCAGCAGCUAAAGGGGAGACUGAGUCCGAGUUAUGCUUCUGUUGCAGUCCUUUAGUAGAAUAAUUUAUACUAUACGGAUGUAGGAAGAUGGACUUGGAUGGAUCGGAUGGACCCCCUAGUAAAUCUUCCGGUCCUAGUUGAAAUGGUGGGAAGUCCAUCCGAUCCAUCCGGUCCAUCCCAUCCUGGACCUGGCGCCCCUCUCUAUUUAUUCUACUAUAGCAGCUGUUUCCGAUGUCAUGAUACUUUUUUUGAAUGUUGUCGUCUCGCCAUCGUUCGUUUGAGAUCAAAUUUUGGGAUUCUUCACUACAUGAUUUUCUAAGGAGCAACGAGCCUAGUUGGGUCCGUGCACACGCCUUGAAGAUGGAAUCCGAUGAAUGGGAAAGACGUAAGGACCUUUUCAGACGAGCGCACAUAGAGAGACAGGCCAGACGGGAACAACGAAUGCUGGAACAACAGUACAAUCUUCAUGACGUGCGCAGUGGAGGAGGUUUUUUAUACCAAGAAACUGCAGGAGGUUCUAGUAGUUCUUUCUCAGCACCAUCAUCGAAAAAGCGGAGACGCGGAGGAGCCAAUAGAGACGAAGAGGAAGUGGUAGACUGGGGUCAGUUUUCACUGGAUCUGGAUUCGAGGAGUUCUUCUUGCUUAGGAACUGGAGGUCCUGGUGGAGGUUUACAUCCCGGGAUUCUAGCGAAGUUGGCAGGUUCCUCUUCUAGUACUUCUAGGUCUUCUUCAGCUACAAGACCAGGACCCCUACUGAAUCACGAUGUUGACGACGAUGACACCUCCACCCUUCUGAGUGGCGUGAAUGCUGGCGAAAAUAACGCUAAGCUACAGGUAAUCGUGUGUAGCCGAACGCACUCACAGUUAUCGCAGUUCUGUCAGGAGAUUGCUUCUCAACGUUUGCAUCAUGGGGAGAAAGCUAGUGCAGCGAUCGACGAGGAAAGUGAUCCGCCGAUAAGGGUCGUCUCUCUUGCAUCCCGGCUACACGGCUGUACGAAUCCGAAAAUUCCAAAGGUACUUGGCCUGACACUGACUUUUUCAUUAAUACUCCUUUUUAUUGAUCAUGAUUUUGAUGAUGUCCUACAACUAAGAUUACUUGUUUCGAAAAGUAUUGAUCCCGCAAUCAUGUUCAUGUUGUCUUCCGAACAACCUCUUUCCAGUAGAGCAGUGCCACUGCCUGCAACGAGGCUUGCCAGACACUCAGGGACCGCAAGGGGUGCCCUUACAAAGCCAAGGCGUCACUGGUCUCCGAUGAAGUCUUGUCCGACAUCCUUUCAGUGGAAGACGUGCUGCCAAAAGCCAAGGAGCUGGAAGCCUGUGCUUACUAUGGGAUGCGGCAAGCGCUACCGGAAGCGGACUUUGUCUUAGUCCCGUAUUCGUGCAUUCUGCAUGCGAAAACACGCGCGGCGCUGAAUUUAUGAGUGGAUAAUGGAAAUCUAAAUCUCUAUCUCAAUUUUUUGCUCGUGUCAUCUCGUCUUACCUCGCAUUUUCACAGACCAAUAACUCUAUCAACGCACCAGAAGUUCUUCCCUUUCCCACUGCACUCGACAGUUUUGUACAUGCGCACCAUCUCCGCCCUGCUCCUCUUUUCAUAUCGUCUCCGGAUCCGUGACAACAUUGUCGUAUUCGAUGAAGCCCAUAAUGUCUUCGAUGCUUGCGCAGAUGCGCACAGCUGCUUCAUCUCAUCUGGAGCCUUAGCGAAGUGCCGGGAGUACCUGGGAGCGUACAUUUCGAAAUAUCAGCUUUCGUUUGCAGAAGAAACGCGCAGAGGCGUAACGAGUUUGGCUCAGGUCAUAGGGAAAUUGGCGGAUAGUUGUAGCGUCAAUGCGAAGAACACCAACGCUCCUGCUGGUUCUAAUACAACAGCGUCCACUACCUCUGACCCAUCGGCAUCGGGAGUCGUGCUGACGAUAGCUAAGUACUUCAUCGCAAGCGGUCUAGAUUCC